GAGCAGGGGGUCUGAAUGAAUGACAGCAUGUAGAUCAUCAGGUUAUCUGUUUCUUGUUGGAGUUACGUUUCUGUUUCAGUUUGACAGACAUUUGGACUGUGGAUUUUUCUGUCGUUAACCCUUUCGCUGUAACAGGUGCUCAAAUAACGGCACUGCUUGGUCCGUUUUAUUUUUAAGCUAGCUUCUUAGCUUGUAGCAGUCGUUAGCUGCGUUUUGUUUGUUGUUAAGAUUGCUAAGCUAACUUAUCAGGUUAGCAUGCCACUGUAGAAAGCUGCAGUCCCUUAUUUUAACAUGUCCAUCUGAUAUUUUUGUGUAAGUGCUCACACUUAGCUGUAAUAUUGCUUCAGUCCACUCCAAGUCUACCUCAAAGAGAAGAUGGAAGAAAAAACCUUUACCAGUGGAGCUUCCAGACCAGUGACUCCACCAUGUUGUCCAGGUUGAGGACAACUUGGUCCCUGAGGCCCUGUGUCUCUGCUUGCAGAUGGGCACACACCAAAGAGAAGGGCAAGCCCCUCAUGCUGAGCCCUCGCACCAACAAAGGCAUGGCUUUCUCUCUAGAGGAGCGACAGAUUUUGGGGAUACAUGGUCUGUUACCUCCCAAAGUGGAGACUCAGGAACUUCAGGCCAUGCGCUUUCAGAAUAAUCUCAAGAAAAUGUCUGAUCCCCUACAGAAGUACAUCUACUUGAUGGGCAUCCAGGAGAGGAACGAGAAGCUUUUCUAUAGGUUGUUGAUGGAGGACAUAGAGGACCUCAUGCCAAUUGUCUACACUCCAACUGUAGGCCUGGCCUGCACACAUUAUGGAAGCAUUUUUAGAAGACCCAAAGGCUUAUUCAUCUCCAUUCGGGACAGAGGACACAUCCGUUCCAUCCUGGAUAACUGGCCAGAGACUAAUGUUGCAGCAGUAGUAGUAACUGAUGGAGAGCGUAUUUUAGGAUUAGGGGACCUGGGUGUUUAUGGAAUGGGCAUUCCUGUGGGAAAACUUUGCCUAUACACUGCCUGCGCCGGCAUCAGACCUGAGAAAUGUCUGCCUGUGACGAUAGAUGUUGGCACAAACAAUGAGACUCUCCUCAAGGAUCCACUUUACAUGGGCCUGUACCAGAAGCGAGAUAAUUCUCAAGUCUACGAUGAUCUGAUUGAUGAGUUCAUGGAGGCUGUGGUGGACAAGUACGGACAGGACACUUUGAUCCAAUUUGAGGACUUUGGGAAUCACAAUGCCUUCCGCUUCCUCAGGAAGUACAGGGAGAAAUAUUGCACCUUCAACGAUGAUAUUCAAGGCACUGCAGCUGUAGCCCUCGCUGGUCUGUUAGCAGCUCAGAGAGCGAUUGGCAAACCCAUCACUGAACACCGGGUGCUUUUCCUGGGAGCUGGAGAGGCUGCCCUUGGUAUUGCCAAUCUGAUUGUCAUGGCCAUGAUGGAGGGGGGGAUGACCCAAGCUGAGGCCAGAAAUAAGAUCUGGAUGUACGAUAAACAUGGCUUACUAGUAAAGGACAGACCGCAGGAAACAGACUCCAACCAGGAGGCCUUUGUCCAUGACAGUCCAGGGAGUGUAGAGAGCUUCUUCGAUGCUGUCAACACCAUCAAACCCACAGCUAUCAUUGGUGUGUCAGGAGCUGGACGUCUGUUCACCCACGAUGUCAUCAAGGCCAUGGGAACCCUGAACGAACGACCAAUCAUCUUCGCCCUGAGUAACCCAACCACUAAAGCAGAGUGCACAGCAGAGGACGCCUACACGCUCACUGAUGGUCGAUGUCUUUUUGCCAGUGGUAGUCCGUUUGAUCCAGUGACUCUGAGUGAUGGUCGCAUCAUCACUCCUGGACAAGGCAACAAUGCUUACAUCUUCCCAGGUGUGGCCUUGGCUGUGAUACUGAGUGGAGUGAGGCACAUCAGUGACACAGUGUUCUUAGAGGCUGCUAAGACCCUUUCAGAGCAGCUGACAGAUAAAGAGCUGGAUGAAGGCAGACUCUAUCCUCCUCUCUCCAACAUCAGAGAGGUUUCUGUCCAGAUGGCUGUCAAGGUGGUGGAGUUUGUCUAUGCUAACGGCAUGGCGUUCCGCUACCCUGAGCCAGUGGACAAGGAAAGCUUUGUACGUGCCACUGUGUGGGAAACCAACUACGACUCCUUCUUGCCAGACACCUACGACUGGCCAGGUGUCAGCUUCAGCCCCAAGACUAACUAGAAUUAGACCAGAACCUCACUGUGCCCUUUGUUUUCCAUCUUACUCUUAUGCACAGAUCUAUUUAGGUGAUCAAAAUUAUCUUAGUGCAAACAUCUGCUUGUGAAAAAAGUCAGUGGAAUUCAGUUACUGCUGCCACGUCACUGCAUUUGCACUAAACUGAAGGCUUUUCUUAUCAGAUCUGUGAAAAGGUAGAGUGGAAAGAGGCAUUUUAAAGAGGAUAUUUGAAUGGAAAUGGAAAUGUUCACAUCCGAGCUCUUUAUCACCUCAGCAUCACAUGUAAACCUGCACCGAACCUGGAGUGCCACCUGGUGGUGGGAAAAGGCAGUGUGGAAAUCUUGUUUAAUUAUUGAAACCUUAAGAUACAGAUUCUGUUUUGGCCUGUUCAGGGUUUAUCCCAGCUUUCGCCCUAUGAUAGGAUUGUUGAUAAUCAAUGAAUGAAUUAGUGAAUACACUCAAUACUCUACAAACCAAAACAGCAACUGCAACUUGCAUCAAACAAUUUGAAUGCCAAGCAUUUGCAAUUGCGUUGUGUAGUAGUGAGUAGUAAACCAAACACUGUAGACUGUCCCUCUGCUCGAGGUUCAGAUGAGUUUUUAUAAGUAGAAAUGACUCCAUGAUUUGUUUUGUGUUUGUGUUAUCAACCCCUAUCUUUUCAUUCAUAAGUAACCUUGGACCCUUUUGUCAGAAAAACACUUUUCUUGUUUUCACCUAUUUAUAAAAAGUAGUCACUCCAUUUGUAAUGUACUAAUACUUUGUUAUGUACACUCCUGAUGCAGAGGUUAUUUUGUGCUUAGCACUUACAGUAAUUCUGACUAUGUGUACUGUAGAGAUUGCCAAACUUAAUGCACAUUUAUUGAUAUGUAUUUCUGACAUUGCCUUUUUUCACAUCAAGUGGGCCUCUGGUGGCUUCACUGAUCCAACCUGUACCCGGUGUAAGACUCCUUUUUAACCUCUGCUUAAAUCGGGCUACAUGGUUAUCAGAAAAGGUGUAGUAGAGCAGAGGGUUAAAGUGCUCAACCUUGGUGUGCAAACUAAGAAAGGAAUUUAAUUGUUUUAAGAAACAAUUAAAAAGACCUCGGAAAAUUAGAUUUUUUUAAGGGAAAUUAAAUGACAAUAAUGUUUAAAAACAUUUCAGAAACCAACGUCCACUCCUGCAUUGUAUUUGUUUGAAUGCUUUUGCCACAUUGUAUUUAUUUCUCUGAUUUUACCUUAUUUAAUGAGGGUGUAUUUAUGUUUUUCCCUUGUACUGUAUAUUCAUUAGAAACCCCGUUGUCAACACUCCUUUAGUGAGCUGUAAGGUGAAUCCAUCCCUAAAAAUACCCCUUUAACUGAAGAUAAACUAUUCCCUAAAUAUUGAAGGAAACAAUUUGCAGUGUUGAAUGAUUGGAUAAACAGUUUAUAUUUUAAUUAUAUUUUGUGUACUGUCUACUUAAAAGAGUGUUCAUAAAGUUGUGUUAAGUACAUCAACGUGUGUUUCGGCAGGUUGUUUGUGGGUUUCACUCCUUGAAACAACAGGACAACAAAUUUACAGGCUAGGCUUCAUAUUUACUGUUCUGGUCUGUUGUGAUCAUUAAUAACUGUCACAUUAUCUCAGAUUAACACAAGAAAUAGAGAUGAAAACUCUACCUUAAGCAAGUUUAUUUUUAUGGCACCUUUCAACAAGGCAAUUCAAAGUGCUGCAAAUAAGACAAGACCAAUAUUUAAAAGACAAACAUAAGAAAUAAAUAAAUAGUACAAUGCAUAACAUCUGAAAAAUGAAAACUGAUGACGUUCAUGUCCCAAAGACAGGUAAUGCUGCCAACAAGAUAAUAAGAUAGUUACUGGCAAAUUAUUCCAUUUUUUAUGAAGAAAGCGAGCAAUGCUAGUACUUCUUUUUGAUGCUGCAGGUCUAAGUUUUGAGUAAAAUCCAGUGAUCUACUCCCAGCUAUAUACUUGAUUAAUAGUUACAGUUACUGCAGAGCACAGAAGCAGAACUUGGGCAUUCCUCAAAGUUAGAUACCCCAUCAACUAUAUUCCAGUUAUAUUUUCACAAUAUUUCACAUAUUUAUGUCUGUAACAUCUAUAACAUUUGCAAUUGGUCUUACACUAUCUCAGUGAGAAAUAGGACUGGCAGUCAGCCUGCCAUGGUUGUCCUUAAGAUGUAGACCUUUAUAUUUUUGCUCUGCUGCAGUCUAAUAAAGUAAGUAAGUCAAAUAUCUAAAAUUAUGUAUUUUUAAUGUAAAAUGUGGGAAUUGACAAAACUAUGGACACAAACACACCCUCACAGCUAAAAAUCUAAGUCUGGUAGUGUUAAUGUAACUGGUUAAUUUUUCUAUCCUAUUUUUGUUACACUGUUGUCAAGGGCAUUGGUAGUAUCAUGCAUUAGUCUUAAAAUACGUUUAUAGAAAUGAGGCCACCGUGUUAAUUUUAAUCUCAGGAUACUGUAUUAGGACCUUCUGAUCACCUGCACUGAAGUGCCUGCAUCAUGUUCAGUGUCCUUUCAUAACCACUUCAUGUUCCAUGAUGUAGACCUCACAGCAUGCUGCAGGUAGAGCUGAGAAACAACACCUCAGCACUGCUAAUACAAAGAAAAAAAUGCUGUUUGUCUUGUACCAAAUAAUGUAAUUGUGUAGUAUUCAGUGUGCAGCUUUUCCUCUGAUAGACUGUGCAGCUUCAGAUUA
Messenger RNA from Centropristis striata (black sea bass), 4837 nucleotides. RefSeq names its product malic enzyme 2, NAD(+)-dependent, mitochondrial (gene me2). Gene Ontology annotation, molecular function: malate dehydrogenase (decarboxylating) (NADP+) activity; NAD binding; malate dehydrogenase (decarboxylating) (NAD+) activity. Gene Ontology annotation, biological process: pyruvate metabolic process; malate metabolic process. Gene Ontology annotation, cellular component: mitochondrion. The record is from RefSeq and is a predicted model, not a curated record. The transcript has 15 exons. Lineage: Eukaryota; Metazoa; Chordata; Actinopteri; Perciformes; Serranidae. The coding region runs from base 426 to 2177 and encodes 583 amino acids.